UUUCACGUCCGCCCACAAAUUUAUUGUUUAUUUAUUAGUGUCCUCUGCGCUGCUCACCUUUCGCUCAGUACUCUGCAGCUUUUCCUCUAUCUUUCUUCGCCAUUUCCUCUCCUUUCAGCUGGUUUUACUCUUCUUCAAUCUCGUUGUGAAUGAAUUGCUGAUUCAAAAUAGAUGGAUACAGAAUCAAAGGAUGCUUUAGUGGAUGAGAAUGCCAGCAUCUUCUUGCAUAGCCAUGCCGAGGUUGACCAAGAUUUAUCUUAUUUGACUACUUUUGAAGAUGAAGUUACAAGAUUGCAACAUUACUUACCUGAAUGUAACAUGGAUUGUUUUGAUGGUACCGUCGGUUUUGAAACAUUCAAUUCACUAAAGGGCUUCAAUGUUGAUAGUUUUCCAUGUGCUUUCGACUAUGAUCACAUAAACUUUGAUAGUGAUGCACUGGAUUUGUAUCUUGCACAAGAAGCAGAGGAAACAAAGGGAGACAGCAAUACGCUACCAGCCACUAACAAGAAGGUUCUUGGUGAUUUCAGAAUUGAUUCUGCAUGCAAGGGAACAUUUUGUGCUGAACCAGCUGAUGAAGCUUCCAAUUCGAGUUAUGGUUCAUGUGAAAAAACCUGUCUAGGAAAUGUGGCUUUAAAAAGCCAAUCCUCACAUUUUCAAAAAAGAGAAUGUCAUUCUGAAAUAUCCAGUAUGUAUCCUUCAAUGGAAAUAGCGCUUGAAUCUGCAAGUGACAGGGCUCCCCUUUUGCUUGAUAAGAUGAGAACCCAAGAUCUUCGUCAAGUUUUCAGCAGAAUAUUUGGAUGGGAAACAUCAGUUAUGGACAAGCAAUGGCUGAAACGCCGUAUAGUAUUUGGUUUGCAGAACCGAGGUGAAUUAGUAGAUAGUCUGAACUUGUUAGAAUUUGAUAAAACUUCCAAUGCUGAUGAAGAAAAAGCUGUUGUUUUACUAAAUACAGCAUUGUCUGGAAGUGCUUGCAACUCGACAGAUAUAUUGGACAACCAACUCAAUUCAAGAGAAAAACAUGUGAAAAGGGCAAGGCUUGCUGGUUGCAAUUCUUUGAAAAGUGUGUCUUCUCCACUAAGAGAGGUUGGAUUUUGUUCUGUAAGUGAAAGUAAUACUGCAGAAGCACUUGUUACACAAAAGCAAACACGCAGGCCUACUAGGAUAUGCACCAAGGGAUUGCAAGAGCAAAACUCAAGAUAUCACCACAGAAAAUGUGGGGCAUCCUAUAAGAAUGCAAGAGAUGAUUUCCUGAAUGUGAAAACUCACAAGCACCAUUGUCGAAGGGGAACAGGAACUGGACAAUUGAAUUGUCAAGAAGAAUCUCUGAAAGGAACCUCGUCCUGCACUGAGGUUCCAUUAGGUCUUGCAGUCCAGAUUGGGGAAUCGACAAAAAAAUCUCAUUUGGUUAAUGACUUUGACAAUUGCAAGGACAAUGAGGUUUCAGUUUCAGAUGAAGAUUUUGAUAGGGAAACCUCUUCAGCUGAGUCACAAGAUGACGUCUCAGAAGUUGAUUCUGUAACAAGGAGAAAAAGGGGUAGAAAGCGGAAACAGCGUCACCGGAGGUGGACCCCUUCUGAGGUGAUGAAGUUAAUUGAGGGUGUUUCCAUGUAUGGAGUUGGAAAAUGGACUCACAUAAAGAAGUUACUGUUUUCAUCAUCUUCUCAUCGCACAUCUGUAAAUCUCAAGGACAAAUGGAGAAAUCUUUUGAAGGCGUGCAACAAUGAGAUGCAAAAAAAGAGAAAGGGAGAGCAAGGGGAAACACAAUUAUCACAUCAACUAUCAGAAUCUAUUUGGUGUCAGGUCAGGGAGCUGGCCGUCAUAUAUUCAUACCCAAAGGAAAGCAAGUCCAAAGUAUCAUGCAAUACUGUAGCCUCAUCAACUCCCAGCUACUAUUGCUAAUUCCUUUAGGCCUUUGACAAUUACUGAUGAGGGUUAGUAAGCAUAGAAAAGACUGGAAAUUUCAUAGACAUAGAAACUUAGUCGGGUAUAGAAAAGUGAAACCAGAAAUGAAACCCAAAAAAAAAAAAAAGGUUACUUUGAGAAUGUCCUCGUCUUUAAGUAGAAUUACUUUCUCCCUUCAAUUCAAACUCAUAGGUUAAAAGGAAAACAUAGAGAUGAUAGGGCAGUUGUUCUUUGUUAAACUGUGGCAGCUGAAUGUGCUAUUUGUUAUGUAGGCCUUUGUUUUCUCCCCUUAUCAACACAUUAUAUUAUGCAGCCAAGUAUGAGCAGCUUUGAGUGAACAUGGAAAUUUUCUUA
Molecule: messenger RNA, 2256 nt
Organism: Manihot esculenta (cassava)
Lineage: Eukaryota; Viridiplantae; Streptophyta; Magnoliopsida; Malpighiales; Euphorbiaceae
Exons: 9
Coding region: 172-1899 (575 amino acids)
Source: RefSeq, a predicted model, not a curated record